AUGGCCUCAUCAUCUUCCCCUACUGCAGAAACUGUCAUUCUCUCCGAAGCUCUUGAUGCCAGUAACAAGCCUAUCAUCGCUGUGGAUAUCGAUGAAGUGCUCACACCUUUUGUUCCGUUAUUGAUUGAAUUUUAUAACAAGCACCACUUGUUAGAGGGACAACAACCACUCGAUAUGAAAAUGUUUCACUCCUAUCAUUUCCGAGAUGUAUGGGAUGGAAGUGAAGAAAGGUCAAAACAAAUUGUGGACGAAUUUCUUCAAAGUGAAUUGUUUUUAGGACAACCAAUUUUGGAUGAGACUGCUUUUGACGUUUUACAAAGUUUAUCUACAAAAUACAAACUAGUCAUCGUAACAUCUCGACAACACAAACUUAAGGAACAAACACAAAUGUUUCUACAGAAAUAUUUUCCCAACACUUUCGCUGAAAUAUUAAUGGGAAAUCACUAUGGAGAGACUGGCCAAACUCAAAUGACAAAACCUGAAAUGUGUCGUCAAUUGAAUGCUGUUUUACUGAUUGAUGACUCUCUUAAAUAUUGUCAACAAUGCGUAGAUGAGAAAAUUCCUGCAAUUUUAUUUGGAAAUUAUGCAUGGAAUGUAAAUAGUCAGCCAUUGGAUUCACAUUGGAUUAUUCGAGUGGAUGGAUGGUCACAAGUUGAACAAGCUGUGGAGACCAUGCUUAAACAGCACAACCAUAUUUGA
This is a messenger RNA of Naegleria fowleri, 699 nucleotides long. RefSeq lists its product as uncharacterized. The coding region runs from base 1 to 699 and encodes 232 amino acids. Lineage: Eukaryota; Heterolobosea; Eutetramitea; Acrasida; Naegleriidae. The record is from RefSeq and is a predicted model, not a curated record. The transcript has a single exon.